This is a messenger RNA of Ictalurus punctatus (channel catfish), 3086 nucleotides long. RefSeq names its product cystine/glutamate transporter. The record is from RefSeq and is a predicted model, not a curated record. Gene Ontology annotation, biological process: amino acid transmembrane transport. NCBI's taxonomy places the organism in Eukaryota, Metazoa, Chordata, Actinopteri, Siluriformes, Ictaluridae. Gene Ontology annotation, cellular component: membrane. Gene Ontology annotation, molecular function: L-amino acid transmembrane transporter activity. The coding region runs from base 76 to 1563 and encodes 495 amino acids. The transcript has 12 exons.
UCCACUGCGAGGAAAGGACUUGGCUUGUUGUUCAACUCCACAGCAGAAGUUUCUGCUCUCUCUGAGGAGCUGGACAUGUCCGUUGUGAGGGGAACUAAAGCAAAGAUGGCGAGCCAGAAAGAGGAGUGUGAAGGGAAGGAAGAUCGGGUUCAUCUGAGACGCAGCAUUAGUCUGGUGCCUGCAGUCUCCUUCAUCAUGGGCACCAUGAUUGGCAGCGGGAUCUUCAUCACCCCCAAAGGAGUGCACAUCAAUACAGGCAGUGUGGGACUCUCCCUAGUGGUCUGGGCGCUCUGUGGACUCCUCUCCACGUUUGGUGCCUUGUGCUAUGCUGAGUUGGGGACCAGUUUCAAAAAGUCUGGUGGCCAUUACACAUAUUUACUUGAGACCCUUGGGCCACUUCCUGCUUUCCUGAUGCUUUGGUCUGAGUUCAUUUUCAUCAGACCUGCAGUGACUGGGUAUAUUGCACUGGCUUUUGGACACUAUGUCAUAGAACCUUUUUUCACGCCAUGCCAAGCUCCUCUACUAUUAAUCAAAGUGGCCAGUUUUCUUGGAAUGACACUUUUGGUGGCAGUGAACUGCUGGAGUGUAUCACUGUCCUCUCGUACACAGGUCAUCCUCUUGAUCGUUAAGCUCCUUAGUCUGGUUCUGAUCAUUGUCCCAGGAAUUGUGGCUCUGGCCAAAGGCCAAACCGAAAACUUCCAGAAUGGUUUUAACUUCGAGGCGCUCACACUGACAAAGCUGCCUUUAGCCUUCUACGCUGGACUUUAUGCCUAUUCUGGAUGGUUUUCAUUAAACUUUGUGACAGAGGAGGUUAUCAAUCCAAAAAGAAACAUUCCAUUGGCCAUCAUUUUGUCCAUGAUCACAGUUACUACAUUAUACGUGCUGGUGAAUGUAGCGUAUUAUACUAUGAUGACCGAAAACGAGCUGCUGAUAUCCGAUGCAGUAGCAGUGACUUUCGCCAGCAAAGCUCUGCCCAGGAUGGCAUCACUGGUGCCCAUACUGGUGGCCAUGUCCUGUCUUGGGACCAUGAACGCAGGGAUCUUUUCAGUACCGAGAAUGUUAUUUGUGGCUGCCAGAGAGGGGCAAUGGCCAACCCUGUUCUCCAUGAUACACAUACGAAGAAAGACACCAAUGCCUGCUGUACUAUUGCUGUGCCCUCUAGUGGUUAUCAUGUUGGCAAGAGGGGACUUUUAUCAACUGAUCAACUUUGCUUCUUUCUCGUACUGGUUCUUCAUCGCCCUGGUUACACUGGGGCUUCUCGUCCAUCGCUAUCGAUUCCCAGACCAUCCACGAACAUUUAAGGUUCCUCUGGCUGUUCCAGUGAUCUUCACGAUGGUGUGUUUCUUUAUCGUGGGUCUGUCUCUGUAUUCAGACCCCUGGAACACAGGUUGCAGUUUUGCUGUUACUUUCACUGGAAUCCCAGUGUACUACCUGACCAUAAAGCACUCGUAUAUACCGAACCGUUGGAGAAAAGCCAUCAAUUACUACACUAACCAACUUCAGAUCUUGUUGGAGGUGGUAGUUACUGAAGGACCUACUGAAGGAGCACAAACAUUACACUAAGGGCCAGGCGGUAAACACAGACACCCUAAAAUUAUCAACAAACCAUCCAACAACCUCUCAACUGACUGCCAUGAACAAGCCUGUCAACUGAUUCUCAACAAGAUGUGAACAAAUGUUUAGUAAUAAUAGAGUAACAGUAGUAGAGCGAGUAACCUGACCUUCAACUAAAUACCUGUGGAGCCUGUGGCCUAGAGAAUGUAUCAGUAACAUCUCUGUUGAUUCGUAUUCAUGUAAUUACAAGCAACCUCAAAUACUAACCAUGGAAUCCCAACCAGCAAUCACUAGACAUUUAACUAUGGCUAUUAUCAUAGAAUCAGAAAUGUAGUGGCACACUGAGGGCAUUGUUUUCUGCCAAGUCCUUGGACUUGACCUUUCAGUCUUCUGAUUUAUAAUGCGUAUAUCUUCAGUGACAAAAUGAUACUGACAGUGCACUGUGAAAGAAAAGAAUAUAAGAGUAAACGUGUUUGUUUUUUUUUUGCUAUAUUAAAAUGGCAUCACUGUUCCAUGCACAUUAUGGCCUUUCAGUUAAUGUGAAUUCAAUUAAAAUGAUUUUUUUUUUUAAAUAAAUAAAUAAAUAAAAGCUUAAAAUAGCUUAACUGUUCCAUUACCUGUAUUAAAUCUUUAUAUUUUAGAUCGUUAUUAAAACUUUAUACUAUUAGGGAAUGGAUUAGUAAUGAAUAAGAAAAGCAAAUGAAUAAACACAUACAUGUUCUAGAAUCUCUUUUAUUAUAUAGUGUAGGUAAAAGGCUGUGUGUGUAUGUGUGUGUAUGUGUGUGGGUAUAGGAAUACAGCAACAUUUUAAAACUGUAAUCUAUUUAUAUUGACAAGACCUUUUUCUCUUCACUAAGGAAACUCAAGUUUUAUUAAUAACGGGCCUCGUUUAUCAAUCUGGUGUUGUGGAUAAAAAUUGUCAUAAAAUAAACAUAAGGGGUGUCCAGAUCCAGGUCCAAAUCCUGAUCCAGGUCCAGUAACGGAGAGAGAGGGGACUGACGACGGGCACCGGCACCUAGACACAUAGAAGCGGGAUUAGGCGGACAUUGACAGAUUGGAAUUACGAGCAAUUUAAGAGCAGUAAUAGUCAAAAAAGUCAAAAAGAAGUGUACGAGCUGAGGAGUGCUAAAAACACACACACACACACACACUCGUACAGUCAAGGGCGGGCAAGUAGACACAACAUACAUACACACACUCUCUCUUCCUCAUACACACACAUGAAUAACUUUAAUAAAAUCUUAUAGUAAUAGAGAAACUCUAUAAAAAAACAGAAUAGUAGGAUAUGCAGGACAGUAGAACUGUAAUGGUAUUAAGAAGUUGGAAGUACAGUAAACCGCUUUUCAAGUAGUAUAAAUACAUAUAAAAUAAGAAAUAUAGUGCAAAUAUGAAAAUAAAUUAUAAACGAGAAAUACAGGAAAAAAAGGAAAAUAUAACUUACUCAUGAUUCAGAUGGUGAAGAUUCUCGUCUCGCAAGGAAAGCCUUAAUUUUUAGAGAACCAUGAAGAAAGCCAGUUAUAAGGGUGGCUGGG